Messenger RNA from Paramecium tetraurelia, 357 nucleotides. RefSeq lists its product as uncharacterized. The transcript has 2 exons. The record is from RefSeq and is a predicted model, not a curated record. Lineage: Eukaryota; Ciliophora; Oligohymenophorea; Peniculida; Parameciidae.
AUGAUCAAAAAACCAUAAUUGUUAAAUCUACCUUUCAAGCCAACCACCAAUGAACCAGAGGAUGACUCUUCUAAGGCACAAAAGCAAACUAUCGAAAAUUCAUUUGAUAUCUCUUAAAAAUUAUUGUAUGCAUUCGAAAAACCAACUAUCAAUACAAAAAAUGCUAAUAGCUGUAGAAAUAGUACUGGAAGAUUAUCAGCUUUUGAUUUUUUGAAUUCAAGCACUACUAAAGCCAAUGAAAAGAAAACUUUCUCGAUUACAUUAAACUAUUUUAAAAAUGAUAAAAGCAACAUUGGAACAACCAGAAAGUCUACAAAUUUGUAUGGAUUCUCAAAGGUGUCAUCCAAAGUGAGAUGA